Molecule: messenger RNA, 864 nt
Organism: Talaromyces rugulosus
Lineage: Eukaryota; Fungi; Ascomycota; Eurotiomycetes; Eurotiales; Trichocomaceae
Exons: 1
Coding region: 1-864 (287 amino acids)
Source: RefSeq, a predicted model, not a curated record
AUGGCCCCGAAUAUCAAACCAAAAUAUCCAGAAGCAAAACACGCGAAUUUUCAGGACUGGAAUCAUGCCACAGCAGCGCGGCAAGGUUCUUCAAAUCAAACAACAAAUUGUCCGGCACCACCAGAAGCGGUAAUGAUCCAACCACUAGCCGAAGAUUAUAUCCCAUCAUUCUUCUAUUCCAACUCAUGGACCGCGUCCAUUCUCUCCUCACCAGGUUUCUACCCGAUUCGCACCUGGUCCCGAAUUGAAAAACCUACAGAAGAUGGACUUUUUGCAAAAACACUGGCCACUGGAGCUACAAUUCCAUACUGCGUGACGCUUCGUCGCCAAGAUAACAUAUUGGAUGCUGGCUCACAGGCGACAACGCAGCCUCCCUCUUGGUUGAAUACGCCAUCAUCGUCAUCGUCUACAACAGGACCUCCGUCUAUAGAUCCGCCAGAUAUUGUCAUGAUUCUUGCUGUGUCGGAUAUAGGGACCUGUAGCUAUGCAAAUACUGCGCACGGCGGCUUCCUAGAUACUGUGCUAGAAGAGGCCAUGUCUUUAGUUGUUGCGUUACACGUCUCUCAGUCAGCAUUCUGGCCAACAUCACCUCGAGACACUGUACAGAAGCUACCUCGUGGGAAUAUGCAUGCCGCACAACUGGACACUAGAUACAAGGGCCACGUAUCGGUUCCAGGUAUACUGGUUGUCCGUGCCAAGCUAGUGAGAAAAUUAGGUAGGAAGUAUUGGAGCAGAGCGCAAAUUAUACAGGAGGAUGAUUAUGUGAAUAAGGGGGAGCACGGUGUUAGCAAAGUGAAGAAUAAGACGACCAGAGUAGAUUCUAUGGCGUUUUGGCUCGGAUCAAAGGACAACGCUCAGUUGUAG